AUGAAUACUAGUGAUAUGACAGAAAUAGUUCACAACGAAAAGUUCAUAUUUCAUCGUAUUAAAUUUGCAAUCAUACUGACAUUAGAAAUACCUGCGAUUAUAGUAUCCGUCAUUAUCUGGUGGACUUUUAUCGAUUAUACACUUUGUUCUACAGGUGAAUUUCUAAUGACUAUAAUUUGUGUUCAACGACACAUGCUAAUAUUUCAUGGACAACUUCUUCGAAUGCGUAUAACACGCAUACUUUUAAAUCAUCUACCAAUUAUUUUAUGUCUCAUUUAUCCAUCAAUAUUUUAUUUAUUUAGCAUCAUUCUAUUUCCAUGUAAUACUACACAAUGGGAUUUCAAUGAAAAAAUGUGUGGACUCGCUAACUGUUAUAUUCUUUUCAAUUCAGUUCUAAGUACAUUUGACUGGACAUUUAAUAAUGGAGUACCCAUAAUAGUGACUGCAUGUGCUAAUCUAGCACUGGCCAUACGAAUCAUCUUACAAAAGCGAUGUUUUCAUCGAUCAUUCACAUGGAGCCGUCAACGACGAAUGGCAGCACAAUUAUUUUCUGUUUCAAUUCUCUAUAUAAUUGCUUGGCCACCAUGUAUAAUUGUUGGUCUUGUCCAUUCACUAGGCUAUCGUGACUUUCUUGGUGAUAUUCAAAAUGAUUAUUUGCUUGAUUUGAACUACUUGGUAUACCUUUUUCUUUCAUAUGUUUACCUCAGUCAACUUCCAAAAUUAACUUAA
Molecule: messenger RNA, 729 nt
Organism: Rotaria sp. Silwood2
Lineage: Eukaryota; Metazoa; Rotifera; Eurotatoria; Philodinida; Philodinidae
Source: the annotation of a GenBank genome assembly